GCGAUUGAUCAUUGACGUCUUGCGCAGUAAUUUACCGAUAGCAAGUGCAAUCACGACUGCCGCGUAUUACUAGUCUGUGGUUGAAAUUUAUCGUACUCUAUGUGUACAAAACAAGUAUUAAGAAAAUUGUGAUUGACUUCACAUAUUUUAAAAAUUAUUUUGUUUAAACAUUUUGAAUCCUAAAAGCUCACAUUAAUUAUUAACAAUGAAUAUUCAGUAGCAUAAGUGCAAUCAUCAUAGUUAUAUUUGCUUGGUGAACAGUGUAAAUAGGUUUCGUGUUAAUGUAAUAUAAAGCUUGUUUUAUUUGACCUACAAGUGUAGUUGGAUUCCUUUGAAUUUUAUGAAGUGAAUCACGGAGAUCUUCAUCUGAUUUAUCACAUCCGGGCAUUAUCGGUGACGCGAUAAACAAUACAAUUGUUAUGGAGUUUGCGUGAUACCAGUCGCCAUGUGGAAGUACGCUCUGCUGGUGAUGCUAGCAAGCGCUCAUGGGCUCCUCGAGGGACCCAAUGUGUGUACCAGACAGGAACAAUACGUGACAACUAUACGAGUGUCAGAACAACAACCAUACCAAGUGAAGGAAUAUGCGUGGUGUCUCAACGUACCACCAAGAUGUACGAAAUACAAGGUCAUGUUCCGCCAAGUGUAUAAAACCCAAACCCUGGUCAAACAUAGACCGGUAGAGGAAUGCUGCAAGGGCUAUGCGCCUGAUGUUCACGGGAAGCAGUGUGUGCCUGUGUGCGUUGACUCGUGUGUACACGGGAAGUGCGUCGCGCCUGACACGUGUCUGUGUGAGCAUGGCUACGGGGGUCCAGCUUGUGAUAUAUCCUGUCCAGAUGGCAAAUGGGGCAGACAUUGCCAGAACGAUUGUCGCUGUUUGAACGGCGGCACCUGUGAGCCCUUGACCGGCAAUUGCGCGUGCGCAAUGGGAUGGCGUGGGGACGCGUGUGAGAAGACUUGCGCACCGCCAACCUUUGGCGACAAUUGCCAACAGACUUGCCAAUGCCGUAAUAAUGCUCCGUGUGACCCGGCGACUGGCGCUUGCAAAUGUUUGAACGGAUUUGUUGGACCACUUUGCGAAGAGGAAUGCCCCAAAGAUGGCCCAUGCCCCGAGCGGUGUAAGUGCCAAAAUGGGGGCAGAUGUGACUUCCUAACGGGAGAAUGCGAGUGUCCUGCUGGAUGGACUGGGGAUGUUUGUGCCAACAGAUGCCCAACGGGACGAUGGGGGGAGAAAUGUCAGAAAACCUGCAGUUGUGCUAACGGAGCUGGAUGCCAUCAUGUCACGGGACAGUGCCAGUGUGAGGCUGGCUUUACGGGCGAUAAGUGUCUAGAGGCGUGUUCGCUCGGCACUUACGGCGUGGACUGUGCGGGCACAUGCACGUGUCAGCACGGGGGUGAAUGUUCGCCCCGGGACGGCUCGUGCAUGUGCAAGCCCGGUUGGAGGGGCGACUGGUGCGAGAGGCGCGCCUGCCCCGACGGUCUGUGGGGUCCACGCUGCGACCACCAGUGCGAGUGCAACCCACACACCACUGAUAUAUGUGACCCGUGGACCGGUGCCUGCGAAUGCGCAGCCGGUUGGGACGGUGAAGCUUGUUCGAGACAAUGUCCGUUCUAUAUGUACGGCAAAGGAUGUCGCUCUAAUUGCAGAUGCGAGAAUGGCGCUCUCUGUUCGCCUGUUAAUGGAUCCUGUCUUUGUCCGCCUGGCUAUCGUGGCGUGCAUUGUGGCGAGGCCUGUCCAUACCCACUGUACGGCGACAACUGCGCUGACACUUGCCAGUGCAUGAACAACGCUACUUGUUCCCACGAAACGGGACAGUGUAACUGCCCACCCGGAUUUGAUGGACUGAAAUGUGAUAGACCUUGUGAUGGAAAAACCUUCGGUCUUGGUUGUCGUCAGCGCUGUGAAUGCGACAACGAUGCACCAUGUGACCCUGUUACUGGUGAAUGUGUUUGCGGGCCGGGUUACGAAGGACCAAAAUGUUCGCGACGCUGCCGUUCAGGUUUCUAUGGAGCGAAUUGCUCCCUCGAGUGCUGGUGCUCACCACACUCGCGUGGAUGCCAUCACGUCACCGGAGAAUGCAUUUGCGAGACUACUUGGCGAGGUGUGCGCUGCGAAACCCAAUGUCCCGAAGGCCGAUUCGGGGACCAAUGCAACGAGCGAUGUUCGUGCGCCAACAAUUCCUCGUGUGACGCAUCAACCGGGAGAUGCGUGUGCGCAGCCGGUUGGCAAGGAGAUACCUGUGACCAGCCCUGUCCGCCUGGACGGUAUGGCGUUGGUUGUGCCCAAUUAUGUCCUGUGCAACAGGAUGGUAACAUAACAUGCGAUCCCGUGACGGGCAAGUAUACCUGUCCCAGCGGGUUCAAGGGCGUGGCUUGCGAGUAUCCAUGUCCGCUGGGAACGUACGGCCUAAAUUGCGAACAGAAAUGUAUUUGCAAGAAUGGGGCGGACUGUCAUCAUGCUACAGGUGAAUGCCAAUGCCUUCCCGGGUGGCAAGGGCCGACGUGUUCCCAGGCUUGUGGGGCUGGGGCGUGGGGCGCAGGCUGCACUCAGCCGUGUCGCUGCGCAAGAGGCGCUGCCUGCAGACCCAACGAUGGCUUUUGCAGGUGCCCUCCUGGCUUCACUGGAGCCCUUUGUACGCAGUUCUGUCCCGAGGGGUACUACGGUGACCACUGUAUGGAGCCAUGCAAUUGCUCGUCUGAAGGAAACUGGGUGUGUGACCCCGUGCACGGGUGCAUCUGCCACCGAGGCUACAUUGGGGACAAUUGCGACAUACAGGCCAGUGACGCCAUCAAGAUUGAACAUAGUGAGGAUGGCUCAAACAGUGGUGCAAUAGCUGCGAUGGUGGUAGUGUCGCUGCUGUGCGUUGGCGGGAUUGCUUUAGUGCUGCUGUACUAUCGCAAACGGGUGAGGUUGCUCAAGAGGGAGAUCGCUCACGUGCACUAUACAGCCGAUCCUAAUGUGCAGCCAGAACAACAGCACUUCGAUAACCCGGUCUACUCGUAUAAUAACUCAACGCGUAGUGACGAUUCGACGACUUUGCUCAACAACACAAUCAUAAAUAACUUGGGGCCAGCGAAGUUGACCAACACAACUAUGGAGAAACUUCGUAUGACGGCUUCUGGGUCCAAUGGAACGUACGACACCAUGUCCCUCAAGAACAAAGACGCUGAUGCGACCAACCCCAACUUAUACCAUUGUAUAGAAGAUGACAAGUUGGAUCACGUCUAUGAUGAGAUCAAGCAUAAAGAGGGUUAUGAAAGAGAAUACGACCACUUAAACUACACACCGCCGUCGAACACCUUGAAGGCGCAUUACCAACGUAUGAACAAUACUUUAUCACCUCAAGCAACCAACACACCAAAUUUGCCCCCAAACCCCAACGUCCAAAUACCACCAAUACCUCCUCUACCCAAAGCGCAUAUAACCCCGAUUCCCCUGCGACGGGACGAUGUCGAAGCCCCCCCUCCCCCCACAAGGGAUGAUCAGUUCAGCGAUGACGAAGAAGCCACUAGUUAGUUGCGUAAUUUUAAACGGGCUUUUAACCAUUUUUAUAACAGAGUUUUUAACAUUCAGAACCCGGAAUGUGUGCGUUACCUAAGUUCGAUUGAAACGAAGCCAUCAAACAGAUGCAGAUCUGUGUCUAUGUUGGCUAUUUGCCUAUUUCGAGUACAAAUUGUCGAUGGGUUCGUCAAUUGUACGUGUAGACGUAUACGUAUGUAGAUGCGUACGUACUUUCGUACUUGGAACGUUUUCCAUACAUUUGGUGUAGAUUACAGAAAUUGUUCGUUCUGUCUUUUGUAAAAUAAAAUUUAACACAACAUUAUAGACAUUAUAUUGAUAAUUCUAACUCUUAAGGAUCAUGUGUCAUCUACUAUAUAUAUUUUGUCAAUUUUUUUUUGAUUACGGCCUCCUAAUUAGUGCCUAUUAACAAAAAUUAUUUUUAUGAAAUUUUUAACAUCGAUAUUUUGAUAACAUUUUUAAAAGUAGUGUUCAUAUCUAAGAUCUCGCGUAAUGUUAGAGUAGUUAUAGGGUUCAACAAUAUUUUCCCUUUUGCUAAAGUGAAAUUGCUCUUAACUAGUAUUUUCGUCUCUUUCUGCCGUAUUGUAUUUACGCUGUGGUGAAAAGAGACAGAUGGACACUUGCACUUUUUUAUGAAUAAUAGCGCUCAAGUCGAGAUUCUUACUUGAGGUGUGAAUUAUAAUAUGGACCUAAGUUCUUUUCUUUUUUCCUAAGACGGAGAUUUUCUUUUCGACUUCUACGUUCAAAUAUUACGCACACGUUUAACGACUUGUCCAAUAAGGCCGUUAUAAUAAAAUUCGAACUAUUUUUAUAAUCACUUGUCUUUUGGUUAAAUUCAAAAGACGUAACUGUUUUGUCUCUCUUCAUCAUAGUGUUCAGUUAGACGUAUGUUGUGGAUAAGGUAAAACCGCACUGCUAUGAUUGGUUUUUAACAUUUUGACGUAUAAAAAGAUCUGAGCUUUCAUAAACAAUAUGGCUCUGGUCACAGUGGCAAGUAUCAUAUUCCCAUCUCUUUUCAUCUCGUUCAAAUAGAAAGAGAAGAUGAUAUAGUAUGUAAUAACAUAUCUCAAGGAAAUUAACGAAAACGAAAAAUAUCAUUUAUUUAGGUAUUAAUCCUUAUUAAUAUAGUAAUGACGAUUGAUAUGUUGAAAUGUAGAUACAAAAUUUUUUUAUAUAUAAAAAUGUACAAAUUCAUAUAUAUAUAUGGAUAAAACACUGCGAUAGCCGUAACUCACUAACCCAAACCUAAUUUGUAUGGGCGUGGUCACGUGACUAAACGUAAAUUCAUUUGGCGCAGUGUUUUGUCUAUAAUUGUCAUCUUCUAUGUAGUAAUUAUCUAUACUCAUGUAGCCUUUAAGAAAAAAAUCAAUUUUAAUAUAUAAAACGUUUUUCCGAAUAUUUGUAUAUUUCGUGCUUAAAACAAUUUCUUUUCUUAUAAAAUAAGCUUUAUUUAAAUGGUAAGAAGAUUUCGCUUAUUACCAAUACAGAUUCAAUUUUGUUUGUAAAUAUUUUGACAUGACAACGUCUAUGAAGUCUACUAACGCGUGCUGCACACACGAAAGAACCGUGACUCAUUGUCCCAUUACGCUCAUUGUCCGAUUACGCUCAUUGUCCCAUUACACCAAUUGUCCCAUUACGCUCAUUGUCCCAUUACGCUCAUUGUCCCAUAUAUCUCUCUUCCGCUCGAUUGGCCUAUGCGUCCAAGGAUUCUUUCUAUCCAUUUAGUAUAGGGAUAAAUAAAUAAAAAGGAUGAAUUUAAUUCUUAAAAGUUAUUUAAUGAAUGUGUAUGUGUAUGACGUUGUCACGUUAAACUAUUAUUUGUAAACCGACUAUACAGACAACCACUAUUAAUAUCAUAACUGUUCAACAACGUACGUGUCGACGUACACUAAGUGACGGUUUGUACGUGAGACAUUCCACAGACUAUAAAAUUAUAACCUAAAGUAGUUCGAUAUUGAUAUUAGCCGUUUAAAUAUUAUUUCAAAUCAAUUAAUUUUAUAAAAGUUUAUAUAUGAAAUCAACUAUAUUAAUUAUAUUUUAUAUGUUUACCCUUUCAAAUGUAUAAGCUAUUAAUGGUUGUAUAAAUUUCUUGCUCAAAUGUAACGAAGUGCCAAUUAUUUACUUGUUGAUGGCAGCUGACGUUCACAGUGUGUCCCUAAAAUGUUAAAUUUAACUGGAAUCAACACCUUGAAUAAACUAAACGAAAGUUUAAAUUUAAAAAGUUCUUCCGCCAAUAAUCGUGAAAGCAAUUUGAAUCUAAAAUAUAAGAAUUUAUUCCAAUUUAUUAAAGGUGAAGUAAAAACAUUUCUCGAUUGCAGUCAUUGGCAUGCGAAAGGUUGGCAAGGUCUUGCCCUAUCAGCUGAUCUUUGGAGGUAUUAUAUUUUUAUAAUUGAAUUUUUAAUGGUAAUUCUUUUUAAAUAAUUUAAUAUUUUUGUAUUAUUACAUUUAUUAAGGUUUGAAACACUUUGGCCUGUACAUUUUACACUACCUGACAAUUGGCAAAUUUCAUAUUUAUUGUGUAGCAAAAUUAAAAAAAAAAUAAUAAUCUUAAUAUUUUAUCCAUUUACAUUCUACAUUUGUUAUUGUUAUAUUAAGAUUCUAACAUAUCGUGUAGUAUUGUCAAUUACUUGAUCUUUUAACUAAUCUGGGUCAAUAGGGUCUUUCAUCUAAAAUAUCAACGAUACAGGUGUCAUCUACAUAUGUCAAACUUCAAACGUCAAAUAUGAAAUCUAGAGUUUUGUUGUUAUCUGUAGUUAAAAUUGGUAGUUUCUUAACGGAUUUCUAGUAUUAGUGUACAGUAUAAUUCAAAACUGAAGUUAGCUAUAAUCUUUAACUGCGCGGAAUUUGGUAGAUUGCUCUCGCAAGACUUAUGAAGUUAAUUCUUGACAAUAAUUGCUUCGAGUUGCCAUUUGAUCCAGCCCUAGAGCAGCUUAUAUUAAUCAUGGCAAGUAUUUCAUGACAUUUUCCGUCGAUGUACACUUUAUAAUUUGUCUAGUAUUUUUAAAGCUUUAAGAGAUGGACGAUGUUUACUCUUUAAGCAUUUAUUUAUAGGUAAGCUCAGCCCAAAAUAUGAAUUAAAAAUAGAUUUAUUGGGUUAGAGCAAAAUUUAAUAUAAUUUUAUUUUAUAAAUUAUUUUUAUGAUUAUGUUAUUUUUAAAUGAUAUGAAACUUUCUUCUCGAAUGCGAAAGGGGUCGUGCAUAUGAUUGCAGAGUCAUGCGGCAGGUUUGAUCUGGUAUGUGUCAUUCGGGGAUGAAUGUUUUUGGGAUGUCGUUGUAAAUGUAUGUGACGUCUUUGACACCAUAGAUGUAUGGCCCCUUUAAGCAAUUGUCAAAAACACAUUUACAUA
This is a messenger RNA of Pieris brassicae (large cabbage white), 6863 nucleotides long. It is a transcript of the gene drpr, whose product is annotated as protein draper. Bases 446 to 3514 code for a protein of 1022 amino acids. Gene Ontology annotation, molecular function: scavenger receptor activity; protein binding. The transcript is spliced from 19 exons. Lineage: Eukaryota; Metazoa; Arthropoda; Insecta; Lepidoptera; Pieridae. The record is from RefSeq and is a predicted model, not a curated record.